CGGGCGGAGCGGGGCGGCGGCGCGGAGCCCCGGCGGCCGUGAGGGCCGUGGUGGGGCGGCAGGCCGGGGCCGGGCGGGUGGGAGCCCGCGGCGAGGGCAGCCCGCGGCCGGACAAAGCAUGGUGGAUGCGGAGGCGGCGGCAGCAAGAACCCCGGCGGAGCCCCGCGGCAGCCUGGCAAGCUCCGUUCUGGCGUCAGGCUCCGGUGCUGUCACCGCGGGCGGGGGCGGCAGAUGACACCGGGCUGAGCGGGGCUCGCUUGGGAUGCAGAGCCUGCCCUGGCGCUCCGUGACCCAGCCGUAAUGCCUGAUAAAGCACCGGAGGAGCUGAAUGAGAGCUGAAUUGUUACGAAAUGCGUGGAAGAAACGAAACGGAGAAUCGGCUUUUCUCGUUCGGCAGAUUUAAUUUAUAUGAGAAAUGAGUGUUGGACGCAGAAGAUUAAAGCUGCUGGGAAUUCUGAUGAUGGUAAACAUUUUUAUUUAUGUGAUUGUGGAAGUCUCAAAGAGCGGCAGCCAAGACAAGAAUGCAAAAGGCCGUGUUGUUAUACCACGUAGCAACUUCUGGAGGAAAUACACUCCUCAGAAAGCUUAUUGGAACAAACAGCAACAGAAGCUUGAGCUGCUGUACAACCCAAUUCUGUCCUUGCUGUCCAAUAUGACUGUGGAGGAGAACUUAGUUUCUAACCUCAGUGCUCUCAGUUCUUGUGACCCUGACCCCUUGGUGCACUCAGAGGUUAGUGACUUUGCAAACUUGCCAGACAGAUUCAAAGACUUCCUCCUCUAUUUGAGGUGUAGAAAUUACUCAUUGCUAAUAGAUCAGCCAAACAAGUGUGAACAGAAACCUUUCCUGCUGCUGGCUAUUAAGUCACUUAUACCCCAUUUUGAUAGAAGACAAGCAAUUAGGGAAUCCUGGGGCAAGGAAAUAGAAUCAGGGGAUGUGAUAGUCAGAAGGGUCUUCUUGCUUGGGCAGACCCCACCAGAGGAUAAUUUUCCUGACCUUUCACACAUGAUUAAAUUUGAGAGUGACACCCACCGAGACAUUCUCCUCUGGAACUACAGAGACACUUUCUUCAAUCUGACUCUGAAAGAGGUGCUGUUUCUGAAGUGGGUCAGCAGCAGCUGCGCAAACGUCCAGUUUAUUUUUAAGGGUGAUGAUGAUGUUUUUGUGAAUACCAAUCAGAUCCUGGAUUACUUGAAGAGUUUAUCAAAGGAAAAAGCCAAAGACUUAUUUAUAGGUGACGUGAUCAAAGAUGCUGGACCUCACAGAGAGAAAAAAUUGAAGUACUACAUCCCAGAAAGCGUUUAUGAAGGUUCGUAUCCCCCGUACGCAGGAGGCGGUGGGUUCCUGUACUCUGGUGAUCUGGCACUAAGACUGAAUAAUGCAUCUGACCAGGUACUCCUCUACCCUAUUGAUGAUGUUUAUACUGGAAUGUGCCUUCAGAAGCUUGGGCUGGCUCCAGAAAAACACAAAGGCUUCAAAACAUUUGAUAUCGAAGAGAAAUACAGAAAUAACAUCUGUUCCUACACAAACUUAAUGUUAGUGCACAGUAGAAAACCUCAAGAAAUGAUUAAGAUUUGGACACGCUUGCAAGAUCCACACUUAAAUUGUUAAAGUAAUGUGCAUAAGUGUCUUAAGUCCAAAGAACUUUGCAAGUUUGGAUCACUGAAGCUCUGUCUAAUAGCUGAAUUUUCGCUGUAAACUUUUUCCUGUACUUCUGAAAAUGAGAGUUAAUACUAAAAUUUGGAGGGAUGGCUUGAAGACUCGGUCCUGACUUUUCCACUGUUGUGGUGGUCGUUAUGUUUCAAUAUUGGUCUUAAUUUUAAAAAAGACUUUGAGGCUAUAACUAGCUGUCAGUGACUGGUUAGCUGUACUGGAAACAGGGAUUGCCUACCACAAUGCAUCUUGCAUUAAUUGUGAUGGUGGAAGAUAAUUUUCCCUUGAGUAGUGUUUGUGUGUGGAAACCACUGCAAAUUGAAAAUACACAAAUAGGGGGAAUGUCAUUUUACUUUUAGAUAUGAUAGGCUUAUGAGACUUGAAAAAAAAUUUUUUUUUUAAAUUUUAUUUAUGUUUUUCAGUUCUUUUGCACCCUGGAAUGGUUUUUUUUCCCUUUACUUACGAUCCUUUGUGCAAAGUGUACCUGUGUCUGAAGGAUUUAACCUUUUAUUAGAUGAAGUUUUUUUUGGUUGGUUUUUUUUGGUUUUGUUUUGGGUUUUUUUUUUUUGGU
This is a messenger RNA of Poecile atricapillus (Black-capped chickadee), 2222 nucleotides long. RefSeq names its product UDP-GlcNAc:betaGal beta-1,3-N-acetylglucosaminyltransferase 2 (gene B3GNT2). Gene Ontology annotation, molecular function: hexosyltransferase activity. Gene Ontology annotation, cellular component: membrane. Bases 416 to 1609 code for a protein of 397 amino acids. The transcript has 3 exons. The record is from RefSeq and is a predicted model, not a curated record. NCBI's taxonomy places the organism in Eukaryota, Metazoa, Chordata, Aves, Passeriformes, Paridae.